Vigna radiata var. radiata (mung bean) is the source of this 1907-nucleotide messenger RNA. Its product is annotated as guanine nucleotide-binding protein alpha-1 subunit. Gene Ontology annotation, molecular function: GTPase activity; G protein-coupled receptor binding; guanyl nucleotide binding. The transcript has 14 exons. Gene Ontology annotation, biological process: adenylate cyclase-modulating G protein-coupled receptor signaling pathway. The record is from RefSeq and is a predicted model, not a curated record. Lineage: Eukaryota; Viridiplantae; Streptophyta; Magnoliopsida; Fabales; Fabaceae. The coding region runs from base 358 to 1512 and encodes 384 amino acids. Gene Ontology annotation, cellular component: heterotrimeric G-protein complex.
UCUCAUCAAAUUUUACUUUUAUUUCAUCAUAUAAUAUAAUUCAUUCACAUAUAUGCACACUUCUCCGAAUCCCAUUAUGUUAUUAACACCAUAUUAUAAUCCACACUUUAUUGUCAUUAUUGUCAUUACGCUGAACUAAACAACAAUUGUUAUUGUUGUGUCGUGUUACUAUACCAGUACUUGUAAACAACUUUAAUACUACUAUACUAUAUAUCUUCCUCCACACAGAAGAACACACACUGAACUUGUUGCUUUUUCGCUUCACGCUUCACACUUCACACUUCACACUUAACGUAUCCGCCAAAUCAAGGGGCAUAUUCCACAUCCACAUCUCUAGUUUUGCUUCUUUUCGGACAUAUGGGCUUAGUCUGCAGCAAAAGACGACGUUUUCGUGAUGCUGAUGCUGAAGAAAAUGCUCAGGAUGCCGAAAUUGAAAGAAGAAUCGAGUUAGAAACAAAGGCUGAAAAACAUAUUCAGAAACUUCUACUAUUAGGUGCUGGAGAGUCUGGGAAGUCUACAAUCUUUAAGCAGAUAAAACUUUUGUUUCAAACUGGCUUCGACGAUGCUGAGCUAAAAAGCUACAUACCAGUCAUUCAUGCUAACGUGUUUCAGACAAUAAAACUACUGCAUGAUGGGUCAAAAGAGUUAGCGCAGAAUGAUGCUGAUUCUUCAAAGUACGUAAUAUCUAAUGAAAACCAGGACAUUGGGGAAAAGCUCUCAGAAAUAGGAGGCAGGCUGGAUUACCCGCGUCUUACCAAGGAGCUUGCGCAGGAAAUUGAGACUCUGUGGGAAGAUGCUGCAAUUCAGGAAACAUAUGCCCGUGCUAAUGAACUCCAAGUUCCAGAUUGCACCCAUUAUUUCAUGGAAAAUUUGGAGAGACUGUCUGAUGCAAAUUAUGUUCCGACAAAGGAGGAUAUUUUGUAUGCAAGAGUUCGUACAACUGGUGUUGUCGAGAUCCAAUUCAGUCCUGUCGGAGAAAAUAAGAGAAGUGGUGAAGUCUAUAGACUCUUUGAUGUUGGUGGCCAGAGAAAUGAGAGGAGAAAGUGGAUCCAUCUUUUUGAAGGAGUUACAGCUGUAAUAUUCUGUGCUGCAAUUAGCGAGUAUGAUCAAACACUUUAUGAGGAUGAAAACAAGAACAGAAUGAUGGAGACUAAGGAACUUUUUGAGUGGGUUCUGAAGCAACCAUGUUUUGAGAAAACAUCCUUCAUGUUAUUUUUAAACAAGUUUGACAUAUUUGAAAAGAAGAUCCUGAAAGUUCCGCUCAAUGUGUGUGAGUGGUUCAAAGAAUACCAGCCAGUUUCAACAGGGAAGCAAGAGAUAGAACACGCGUACGAGUUUGUGAAGAAAAAGUUUGAGGAAUUGUAUUUCCAGAGCAUUGCUCCUGACCACGUAGAUCGUGUGUUCAAGAUAUACCGGACCACUGCUCUUGAUCAGAAGCUUGUGAAAAAGACUUUCAAGCUUGUUGACGAGACUUUGAGACGGAGGAAUCUGUUUGAAGCUGGCUUAUUAUGACCAUGCAAGAGUGUGUUUAAGAGGAAUAUGGUAUAAUUUUACAUUGAAAAGGUCUGCUGAUUUUGGGUAUAUUAGAGGUCAGGUAUACAACAAUAUAAAAUCCAUUUGUUGAUUUUAUCUGGGUGGAUUGGGAAAGCCUUUCUCAAUACUUGAUCACACACCACAUCCCUCUUUAGAAAGCAAAGUUAGUUGAUUAUCUUUUCAUUGAUUGAAAGUCACUAAUCAAAUAUUCCACAUCUUUUAUUUAAGCUUGAUGAGGUUUUUUUACUGAUUUGUGUUGGUCUGCAUGUUCACCAUGCAUGUCAAUUUCAGUUUUUUAGUUUACUUUCUAGCCUUUUGUUCGUAGUCCAUUUAUUCUUUUGAACACUUGCACGAAGACUCGUUGAUUUUAUCAA